This is a messenger RNA of Colletotrichum truncatum, 1680 nucleotides long. The record is from RefSeq and is a predicted model, not a curated record. NCBI's taxonomy places the organism in Eukaryota, Fungi, Ascomycota, Sordariomycetes, Glomerellales, Glomerellaceae.
AUGUUGUUCGAAGCCGACGAAAUAAGCGAGCGUCGAAAGAUUCCCGACUUUAAGGAGUCAUACGAGAUCGGCCGUGAAGAUGACGAUCAUCUACCCAACAUUUGGAUCCCUGAAAGUUCGUUGCCCGGCUUCCGCUCCUUUUUCAACGAGUUCUACGGGGUCUGCUACGAACUCGAACUUCGCUUGCUCCGCGGCAUGGCUCUCGGCAUGGGUCUGGACGGGGGUUACUUCCAGGGGUACCAUGUCAACAAGGACAACCAAAUACGGCUUCUGCAUUAUCCACCGGUCAAUGAGCAGCAGCUGCUCAUCGGAAAAGUCGAGCGGCUUGGUGCGCAUACUGAUUUCGGCUCCAUGACGCUUCUUUUCCAGGACGAGGUCGGAGGACUGGAAGUUGAAGACCCUAACAAGGCUGGCUUCUUUAAGCCAGUACCGUACAUCCCUGGGACGAUCGUGGUGAACAUUGGCGACUUCAUGCAGCGAUGGAGCAACAACACUAUACGGUCGACAAUGCAUCGCGUACAGGCACCUCCAUUGAAGGACAACGACAGCGGCGAUCGCGUUACUCGGGCGCGAUUUUCGAUACCGUAUUUCAUUGGUGCAGAUCAAGAGAAGACAGUUGACUGCAUCCCUGGGUGCUUCGGACCAGACAGGCCGAAAAUUUGGCACUGCCGGCAGAUAGUCAAGACUCUUCCGCGAUGCGGUGAGAACAACGAGGGUAGCGCCGAGCGUUAUCCGCUGUGGGGAGCUUCUGUGGCUUCCUCAUAUAGGAGGGACAGGGACCAGGGAAUAUUCCUCGUGGCCCGUGGGAACACAAUGUGUCCCGAACAAGACGACGACCAGGCGAACGUGGAAGCCCAGCAGGAGCAGCAGGAAACGACAACGGCAGCAGCUGGUAUCCUUCCGGCUGAACACUGGGUACAAGCGGCACGAGAAGCUGCUGAGGACGAAGACAACGACUCAGCUUUAGGUGAAGAGAAUGCCAGCUCAACGGCAUCCAUCACGUCUACCAUUCUCGAAUAUAGGAAGAUUCAUGGACGGACGUUUCACGGCGAGGUCGGAAAUGCCCAAUACUGGGGGAGCAACGAUGAGCAGCAGAAUGAAUGUUGGGAUAUCAAGUAUUUGGGCCAUUAUAGCGAGAUCGAGGACUGCACUCGUGAGUGGACCUUUGCUCCAGAAUCUUUCGACUACAUCCACAUCCGUUUCCUUGUCGGAAGUAUCGAGGACUGGCCGGCACUGUUCAAGCAGGCCUACAAAACUUUGAAGCCCGGUGGUUACCUUGAGAGCUUCGAAGUUUCACCUGCUAUUUUGAGUGACGACGACACUGUCCCAGAGACCAGUGCACUGGGCCAGUGGGGAAAGUUUUUCGAGGAGGGUGGUCGGAAAAUGGGCCGCACAUUCCGUGUUCUCGAUGAGAAUCUUCAGAAGACCUCGAUGGAAGAAGCUGGUUUUGAGGAAAUCACUGAGUGGAACAACAAGGCACCCAUCGGCGUCUGGCCUAAGGAUCCUGUCAAAAGGGAGAUAGGCGAGUGGGCGCAGUUGACACUCCUAUCCGAUAUUGAGGGCUACGUCCUCUUCAUGGCUAACGUCAUGUCUACUUGGUCCAGGGAGGAGAUUCACGUCUAUGCUGCACAGCUCCGACGUGAGAUCCGGUCGGGUCACACUGUUUGCUUCAGCGUUUGA